AUGGCCAGAGGUGAGAGUGGCAUGGUGGUGGCAUGCCAUGCCACGGCAUGGCAUGGUCUGGCCAAGUUGAGCCUCUCCAGUGCUGGGCAAGUGGUGCUACUGGUGCUGAGGGGUGAGAGGAGGUGCCAGGGGUGCAGUGGUGGCUCAGGUUGGACCAAGUCCAAAGUAAAAAUUCAGUAUGGGCUCAAGAUGGCCGAUAGAACAUGGAUUACUAAAGGAGUGCGAAGGCUUUCCAAUGAACACCGCAAGGGAGUGGAAGAGUUCAUGCUACAUGUUCGCACAGUUUUUGCCGAGGGUGUUCACAUCUUUUGCCCAUGCAAGCACUGUAUGAACAGAAAACAACUACCUCAAGGAAGAGUUGAAGAUCAUUUGCUCCUUAAUGGGAUGGCCAGCACAUAUGAUAGAUGGAUCCAUCAUGGAGAACCUUUACAUGUUGUACCUGAACAUGCUGAACCUGAACAUGCUGAACCUGAACAUGCUGAACCUGAUGCACAAGGACACCAUGGUGAUGAUGCAAGCUUUGAUUUAAUCGAAGAUGUUCUGCAAGAUGGUUUGGAGAAAGAGGAUGGGUUUGAAGAUGAUAUAAUUCCUGACCUGUUGAGGGAUAUGUACAUGUCUGAAGACCUUGAGGAUGGACAGAGGUCAUUGUUUGCCGAUGUGAUAGAAGAGGCGAAGCGAGCUGCUGUUGAAGGGGGUAAAUUUUCAAGAUUUACCUUCACUGUGAAGUUACUCCACGUCAAGUCUUUCUAUCGGAUCAGCAAUGCUGCAUUCAAUGCAAUACUCCAUAUUUUGAACUUGCAGUUCCCUAAUAGCUCGGUUCCCAGGUCUUAUGAUGAUGCAUUGAGGAUAAUCCGCAAACUGGGUCUGGGUUAUGUUUCGAUCCAUGUCUGCCCGAAUAAAUGUUUCUUGUUUCGGAAGGACUAUGCCAAGCUUGACAAUUGCCCUAAAUGCAACGCCUCGAGGUGGAUAGAUGCAGAUGGGAAGAAGCGGAUACCGGCGAAGGUUUUGAGGCACUUUCCAUUGACUCCAAGGUUGAAAAGGAUGUUCAUUUCAGAGAAAGGAUCGGAGGAGGUACAGUGGCACAAGCUCAAGCGCCAACCUGUGGAUAAUGAGCUCAGCCAUCCAGCUGAUGGAGAUGCAUGGAAGGACUUCAACGAUACAUAUAAAGACUUUGCCGCUGAUGCAAGAAACAUAAGGCUCGGGAUUGCCACGGAUGGUUUUAACCCAUUUGGAAACAUGAGUAACUCCUACAGUAUGUGGCAAGUUUUUGUGGUGCCCUACAACCUUCCGCCAUGGGCAUGUAUGGACCAGUCAAACUUUAUGAUGGCGUUGCUGAUUCCAGGUCCAGAGUCUCCAGGAAAAGACUUCGACGUGUUUAUGGAGCCCCUCGUAGAAGAACUGCAGCAGCUCUGGAUGGGUGUACGUACCUACGAUGCCCUGAGUCGCGAUAAAUUUGAUCUCCGUGCUGCAAUCAUAUGGUGUAUUCAUGAUUUCCCGGCACUGCACACUUUGUGCGGGAGGAUCACAGCAGGCUAUCAGGCGUGUGUGUGGUGCGACAAAGAGCCUUGCUCGAAAAGAAUAAGGAACAAGAUUUGCUUCAUCGGCCAUCGCCGCUUUCUUCCUCGAACCCAUCGGUGGCGAAAAAGCAAAGAUUUCAAUGGUGAGGCUGAAACCCGUGAGAAGCCGUCGGAAUUCACUAAAGAAGAGCUGCAACAGCAACUUGACAAGGUCAAGGAUGUGAGACCUGGAAAGCUUCAAAAGAAAAGAAAGCGGGAGGAAGGCCAAUGCUGGAGCCGGAGGUCGUGUUUGUGGGACUUGCCAUACUGGUCAGAGCUGAAGUUGAGGAAUAAUCUCGAUGUAAUGCACAUCGAGAAAAACAUCUGCGACAACCUGCUUGGGACAUUUCUGAACAUAGAAGGGAAGACAAAGGACACACUUAAUUCAAGGCUAGAUUUGGAAGACAUGGGCAUAAGAAAAGAGUUGCAUCUACGGCCUGUUGAAGAUGGAGAAUCAUUUGAAAUGCCCGAAGCAUGGUAUAUGAUGAGUAAACAAGAGAAGCUUGCAUUCUGUGAAUUUAUAAUGGCUGUGAGGUUUCCAGAUGGGUAUGCGGCUAACCUAUCCAAGUGUGUUUCUGCUGAUGGAUGCAAGCUUCAAGGGCUGAAAACACAUGACUGCCAUAUCUUGCUUCAAAGAAUAUUACCGGCAGGCCUCCGAGGAAUUAUGCAUCACGACAUAUAUGAAGCAGUUGCUGAACUAGGAAACUUCUUUAGAGAAUUGUGCUGCAAAACAUUGAAGCGAGAUGUUCUGGAAAGACUUGAAAGGGAAAUCCCAGUUAUCCUUUGCAAGCUUGAGAAGAUCUUCCCGCCAUCAUUCUUCGAUGUGAUGGUCCAUUUGGCUGUGCAUCUACCAAAAGAAGCAUUGCUUAGAGGCCCUGUACAGUAUGGUUGGAUGUUCCCAAUUGAGAGAAGGUUGCUUACAUGUAAGCGCUAUGUGCGGAACACGGCUAGACCUGAGGGAUCAAUUGCGGAAGCAUAUGUUGUUGAUGAGUGUCUGACAUUUUGCUCAAGGUACUUCGACGAUAUGGAAAUGAGAUUUAACUGGCCGGGCAGAAAUAUAGAGCGGGAUGAUUCUCAUGUUGGUGAUAUCUCUGUGUUCAAGCACGGUGUGAACUUCAUUGGAGCGUCAGAAUACUUGGAGGCUGGUGCUGAAUAUGACAAGAUGGUUUGGCUGUGCAAGGAAGAGUUGCAGCAGCAAGGUGGUAAUAUAAAUGUUGAUAAAUGGCUUGCGAAUGGAUUUGCUAAAUGGUUUCAGGCUCAUAUUGGAAAUUUGCAAGAUAUCAGUGCUGAUCUGUAUGCUUUGGCGUGCCAACCGGACAAGAGAGUGAGGGUGUAUUCAGCAUGUAUUGUUGAUGGCGUCCGGUACCACACUGUUGACAGGGAGCAAAAUAGGAAGAUGCAAAACUGUGGGAUUGUUUCCGAGGGAAAACAUGACAAUGAGUACAUUGAUUUCUACGGUCAGCUCAAAGGCAUCAUCAAGUUGCAGUACAACUCCAGUGAAGGCGUCCAUCGUUCGGUGGUCUUAUUUCGGUGUGACUGGUUUGAUCUAGGUGGCAAGAAGAAGACCGGAGUGCGGGAUGAUGGGCACUUCAAAAGCAUUAACACAGGCAGAUGCUGCAUCGACAUCUCUGGAGUGUGGCUGAAAAUGAACUUGAAAAGGGAGUCGGUGAAUUUGCAAGACCAUAACUUGAAUUUCAUAUACAUCACCUACAGACCAAAAGCAACCUAUACAGCCAUAACUUGCAUGUCCAGGAGACCAUAA
Lolium perenne is the source of this 3318-nucleotide messenger RNA. The record is from RefSeq and is a predicted model, not a curated record. Lineage: Eukaryota; Viridiplantae; Streptophyta; Magnoliopsida; Poales; Poaceae.